Chaetomium fimeti is the source of this 4213-nucleotide messenger RNA. RefSeq lists its product as uncharacterized. NCBI's taxonomy places the organism in Eukaryota, Fungi, Ascomycota, Sordariomycetes, Sordariales, Chaetomiaceae. Bases 101 to 4207 code for a protein of 1368 amino acids. The record is from RefSeq and is a predicted model, not a curated record. The transcript has 4 exons. Gene Ontology annotation, biological process: mRNA catabolic process. Gene Ontology annotation, molecular function: RNA binding; 3'-5'-RNA exonuclease activity. Gene Ontology annotation, cellular component: P-body.
CCGCAAACGCAUUCGACCAAAGCCCGUUUCGCACUCGACGUGCACCCAUCGACCCGAUCGAUUUACCCUGCUCGCUGUUUCGCAUAGCACAACCGCCGCCAUGGAUCAGCAGCAGCAACACCAACAGCAGCCUCAGCCUGGAGGCGUCCCCGGUCCCACUGGCCGCCGGCUGCACAUUGCCCAUCGCAGGAACCCGUCAGACCUGACUCCGCUGAUGAGCAUGUAUUCCAACCCUGGCAUGGAGCAGCUGGCCAUCCAGCAGCAGAUCGAGCUGUUGCAGCAACAGCAACAGCAGCUCCAAGCUACCUACCAGCAGAUGAGCAUGCUACCCGGACAAGGCCUUGGAGCCGGCGGCUAUAAUCCGCUCCAGGGUGGCAUGCCCAAUAUGUCGCCGCAACCCGGCUACCAAUUCCCGACUCAGCUUCCGCAGCAGAACGUGCCUUUGGCUCCGCCAACACAACCCCUGUCACAUCGCCGUAAUCAGUCGGCUCUCCCCAACAUGGGCAUGGGCCCGCCUCCGGCGCCCUCGUCUGGGGCGUCCGGAUCUGCCUUUGGCAGCUUUGAGAACCCCCAGGGACAGGGCAGGGAGAACGCCGGCGGUCGGGGCGGCCGGGGCGGCGGCGGUGGUGCCGGAGGUGGCCACCAGAGACGUCACUCCUUGGCCCUCGCCGAUGCGAAGAAGGCUGCCGAGAUCGCCCAGCAGAAGCGUACCACGUCUGGCUUCCAGUUCCCUGCCCCCGGCGCCUCGAGUCCGGCCGAAAGGCCGGAGGACGAGGCCAAGGGCCCAAGCGCAAGCGCAAGCCCUGCCCUCCCCGCAGCCGAGAACUUGGCCGUGCCGCCUUCGUCUUUCCGUGGUGGUCGCGGCGCCCACAGCCGGAGCCAGAGCAUGGCUGCUGGUACUAACGGUCGUGGUGGUCUCGGUGGCGAUUUCCCUCGUCGUGGUGGUGGUGGCGGCCACACCCGCACCUCCUCUCGGAACUUCGACGGUAACUGGCGCAACCAAGGCCAGAACCAAGGCCAGAACCAAGGUCAGGAUCAAACCGGUGGUACUGGCCAGAACCAGGGAUUCCAGCCGGGCCACCGGAGCCGUAGCUCCAUCAGCCACCAGUCCAUCUCAAACAUCGGAGCUUUCCAGUAUCCUGGUCAGCCCCAGCUGAUGCAGCUCCCUGGACAGAUGAUGAUCCCAGGCAUGUACGCCGGGCAGCAGCUAAACCCCAUGCAACUCAACCAGCUGCAGGCCCUUCAGGUCGCCUCCAUGAAUGGUCAGCACAUGGGCGGACUCCAGGCGAGCCAGCAUGCGCCUCAGAUGGGUGGUCAACAACAGCAGCAACAGCAACAGCAACAGCAGCGCAAGACGCUGUUCACCCCCUAUCUGCCGCAGGCCACGCUUCCUGCCCUCCUAGGUGAUGGACAGCUCGUUUCCGGCGUCCUCCGCGUGAACAAGAAGAACAGAAGCGAUGCGUAUGUCUCGACCCAGGAUGGCCUUCUGGACGCCGACAUCUUCAUCUGCGGCAGCAAGGACCGCAACCGUGCUCUCGAGGGAGAUCUCGUCGCCGUCGAGCUUCUCGACGUUGAUGAGGUUUGGUCUCAGAAGCGCGAGAAGGAAGAGAAAAAGAAACGCAAGGAUAUCACCGACACCCGUUCCGGAUCCACCGCCGGGACUAGCCAGGGUGGCGGCAAUGGUGAUGAUAACGGCACUGGCGAAGGCGGAAUUCGCCGUCGUGGCAGUCUCAGGCAGCGACCCACUCAAAAGAAGAACGACGACGUUGAGGUCGAGGGCCAGAGUCUGCUACUUGUCGAGGAGGAAGAGAUCAACGACGAGGCGAAGCCUCUUUACGCCGGCCACAUUGUCGCCGUCAUUGAGCGCGUGCCGGGUCAGAUGUUUUCCGGCACUCUGGGUCUGCUCCGACCCAGCAGCCAGGCGACCAAAGAGAAACAAGAGGCCGAGCGGGCCGCGCGCGACGGCAGCAUGUCGCGGCACCACGACUCCCGGGCCCAGGAGAAGCCCAAGAUCGUGUGGUUCAAGCCGACUGACAAGCGUGUCCCGCUGAUUGCUAUCCCCACGGAGCAGGCUCCUCGCGACUUCGUCGAGAAGCACCAGGACUAUGCGGACCAGAUCUUUGUGGCUUGCAUCAAGCGCUGGCCUAUUACUUCGCUGCAUCCGUUCGGUACCCUGGUUGAGAAGCUCGGGAAGAUGGGUGACCUCAAGGUUGAGACGGAUGCCCUGCUUAGAGACAACAACUUUGCAUCCGACGAGUUUGCCGAUGCCGUGUUGCGCAGCGUCGGUCUCCAGGACUGGACCAUCGCCAAGGAAGACGAAGCUGCCAUCGCCGCUCGCCGGGAUUUCCGCAACGAGAAGGUCUUCACUCUCGACUUGAACGGCUCGGACGAGCUCGGAAACGGUGUCCAUGUCAAGUCGUUGCCCGACGGCAAGAUCGAAAUCGGCAUCCACGUGCCCGAUGUCACCCAUUUUGUCAAGCCAAACUCGCUUCUUGACCGCGAAGCAAAGAAGCGUGGCACCGCCGUUCAGCUCGCCAACCGAUUCUGCGCCCUACUCCCGCAAAAGCUCUCGGGCGAGGUCUGCUCGCUCACUCCGGACCAGGAUCGCCUGACCGUCAGCGUUGUUUUCUCGGCCAACCCGCUCACCGGCGCUGUCGCCGAAGGGGACGUCUGGAUCGGGAAGGGUAUCGCCAAGAGCGGCGGCAGGCUCUCGCUCUCGCAGAUGGAUGAGGCCAUCUCUGGCGCUGCUGAAUUUACCCAUGUCGCCGCAGAGGCGAAAGAUAUUCAGCUUCUGAAUGUCCUAACGGAGAAGUUCCGUGAGGCACGCCUGGGUGCUGGCGGCGAGCCCAUCGCCCCGCUGCGACUCCUCCAGCAGCUAGACGACGAGAACAUUCCCGUCAAGCACAACGUGUUCGACACCACCUCGGCGACCGAACUUGUCGAGGAGCUCAUGCACAAGGCCAAUGCGUAUGUCGCUCAGCGCUUGGCGAGCGCCCUCCCCGAUAAGGCGCUUCUCCGUAGGCACGGGGCGCCCAACUCGCGCCGUCUACAGACGUUUGUGGAACGCAUGACGGCGCUCGGCUACGAAUUCGACCCCUCGAGCAGCGGAACGCUCCAGAACAGCCUCUUCAGGGUCGACGAUGAUGAGAUCAGAAAGGGCAUGGAGACACUACUGCUCAAGUCGAUGCAGCGCGCCAAGUAUUUUAUUGCAGGGAAAACGGCUCAACAUCUCUGGGCCCACUACUCACUCAACCAGCCGCUCUACACUCACUUCACCAGCCCGACCAGACGCUAUGCGGAUGUUCUAGUCCACCGCCAACUGGAAUCCGUCCUUUCCGAAGGCACGGUUGAGUACAACGAAGAUCUGGAGAACCUCGUCAAGACGGUCGAGGCUUGCAACACAAAGAAGGAUUCGGCUCAGAACGCUCAAGAACAGAGCGUCCACAUCGAGGCGUGCCGGGCUAUGGACAAGAAGCGUCAAGAAGUGAACGGCGACCUGAUCAGCGAGGGCAUUGUUCUGUGCGUGUACGAGUCGGCGUUCGAUGUCCUCAUCCCCGAAUGGGGCUUCGAGAAGCGGGUGCACUGUGACCAAUUGCCCUUGAAGAAGGCGGAAUUCCGCAAGGAGAAGAGAGUGCUAGAGCUCUACUGGGAGAAGGGCGUGCCCAGCUCGGCGUACGUCCCCGAAGACGAGCUUCCCAAGGCGGGCAUGUCCCAGCGGUACUCCAACGCUAUGGCGGCGGCGCGCCAGGCCGAGGAGGCAGACCGUGUAAAGAAGGAACGCGAGGAGGCCACCAGAAAGCAGACCGAGACGGGCACCAUCUCGACGGAUGACGUCGAUGCCCUUUUCGACGACGACGAGGAGAACGCGUCCGACAACGCGUCGGACAUUACGGAAGCGAUGGCCGGAGCGUCGCUGGCCGAGCGGCCGACGCAGAGCGUCCCUGGGUCGCCGACCCGGUCAUCGGCUGGUGCGGCCGGCAGCCUCCACCGUACCCGGUCGGAUUCCAAGGUGCCCACGGCCGACGCGCCGGAGACGCGCCUGACGAACAAGGAAAAGUACCUGAAGCUGUUCAAGCUGAGAGAGGAGGGCGGGGACUACAUCCAGGAUGUGACGGAGAUGACACGGGUGCCGGUCAUUCUGAAGACGGACCUCAGCAAGAGCCCGCCAUGCCUGACCAUCCGGUCUCUCAACCCCUAUGCACUCUAAGCUACC